AUGAAGGGGGUCGAUCUGAAGACGAUGAGAGUCCCCGAGGACAGCCAGAGCGACGUCUUCGUCCUCGGUCCCGUAUCUAUCGUUGUAGAUGAAAUCCCAGAUCACCUGGAACCCUUCCUUCGAGACGUUUGGCAGAGGAACCAGCUUACUCCAAAAUCCCGUCAUCUUGAUGAGGAACAUAUGUUUGAAGACGGGCGAAGCCGAGGCCAGGACGAAACGGCUUCCGUAGUAUUUGGCGUCUUGAACCUCGAUGAUGACGUCACAAAGGACAUUCUGCUCUCGGGAGUUCUUGGCGAAGCCUUGGGCAAGGAAGCGAUAUUGGGUCUCCGUUUUGGGGCACUUUCCGUCAUGACGUUUCGUUUCAACCAUGGCAGUUUAGUCAAGAAUGUAAGAACCAAUGUCUUCCACUACAUGUCUCCACUUUCCAUCCAGGGAAUGAAUUCCGCCUUGGUAGAACGAUGCGGGCUGACACUCAAAGAACUGUCGCAAGUAGCAUUCGAGGUCUCUCUGGUCGUCGAACUUUUCCUCUUUGAGGCGGUUCUGCAGGGGAAUAGAUGCAGUGCGACAGAAUCCAAUCCAAAAUUCCAGGAUGUGACCAAAAAGGAUUUGAAUUAAGCCCUUUAUUCAUUGCUGAAAAAUGCCCCUUAAAGACUUCAACAAGCAGAAGCCAAGCACACUAGAAAUAAAGUAAGUGAUCCAAACUUUGCUACCAGAAUUAUUCUUCCGCUUUCAGGUGGAAAAUGCCC
Darwinula stevensoni is the source of this 746-nucleotide messenger RNA. The record is from the annotation of a GenBank genome assembly. NCBI's taxonomy places the organism in Eukaryota, Metazoa, Arthropoda, Ostracoda, Podocopida, Darwinulidae.